AUGUCCCAUCAUCUCUUUCUUCUUUCACCUACCGAUACCCCACUGUAUUCGCUAACUCAUAUAUCAACCAAACCUUCCGCUCCCAUAUCUACCGGAUUAAGCUCGAACCUUCCGAGUUGGUCAACGAGCGCAUUUGCUGCUACUGCUGCUGCUCUGUCAGGAGCAUCUUCUAGUGCUGGUGAACGCUCGGUUAAUACGAAUGCUGGUGCUACACGUGUUAUGGGCGGUGGGGUAGACCGUCAGGUAAUAAUGAUGAUCGCGAAUGCGAGUCUUGAUGUUAUUGAGGAUGUAAUGAAGGUCAAUGGGGCUAUGUACUUGAAGGGAGUUGACAAAUUUAAUGAAUGGACUGUUUCAGCAUUUAUCACCCCAGGCAAUAUGAAGUUUAUUCUUCUUCACGAUGGAAAGAACGAGGAAUCAGGGGGGAUAAGGAACUUUUUCAUGGAUAUUUGGGAGCUUUAUGUUAAGACUGUAAUGAAUCCAUUUCAUACCGCGCAUACUUCCAUCAAAAGCCCAGUGUUCGACGCGCGAGUACGGGCUAGCGCGAAGAAACAUUUGUAG
Molecule: messenger RNA, 558 nt
Organism: Rhizoctonia solani
Lineage: Eukaryota; Fungi; Basidiomycota; Agaricomycetes; Cantharellales; Ceratobasidiaceae
Exons: 5
Coding region: 1-558 (185 amino acids)
Biological process (GO): endoplasmic reticulum to Golgi vesicle-mediated transport
Cellular component (GO): nucleus; TRAPP complex; cytoplasm
Source: RefSeq, a predicted model, not a curated record